Molecule: messenger RNA, 996 nt
Organism: Yamadazyma jaroonii
Lineage: Eukaryota; Fungi; Ascomycota; Pichiomycetes; Serinales; Debaryomycetaceae
Source: the annotation of a GenBank genome assembly
AUGGAACAAGUUUACGCUAACAGGGAUCAAUAUGGUAGUGUUAUGGAAGAAAAAUUCCAACUUACAAAAGUAAGUGACACUGUACUUAAAGGAAAAUAUCCUUUACAACCUUUCGAAGAAGGUCAAAGAGGUACUUAUGGAGGUGAAUUUAUCAGUCAAGCCACUUUAGCUGCUUGGGAAACUAUUGAUAAUGAAGAAUUCAGUGUUCAUUCUUUACAUGCAUAUUUUUUAAAAGCUGGUUCAGAGAAAAGUGUAAUGAGAUAUGAAGUCGAAACCAAUUCUAGUGGUAAAAAUUAUAUAAACAAAUCAGUUAAAGUAUUUCAAGAUCAUAGUAAUGAGUUAGUGUUCAUUUUAAAUUGUUCGUUUACCCGAAACAAUAAUAUUCACGAUAGAAAAGUUCAAUAUGCUAACCAUGAGACUAAAAGAAUUCCUUAUGAAUUCCAAAAAGAUCCUCAUGAAUUCUUUGCAGAUCUCAAGGAUAAAGUCAAAGAAGGUGACGGGAUUUUAGAGAUGACCCAUACUCAUGAUUUAGUUACUCAUGGAUUACCUUUAUCAUAUUUACAAGUUGACGAAGAAGAAUAUAAAACCACAGCAACUGGCGAUAGGAAAAUGGGAUUUUUUGUCAAAAUUAAUGACAAACUUCCAGAAAACAACAUGAAACAAAAAAUCAAUGUUUCCAAUUUACUUUACUUGAGUGAUAGUGUUUAUUUGGGAUGUAUUACCAGGUCUUUAGGAGUACCUUUAGCACAUAAGAACACUUCAUUUUUCAGAGUUUCCUUAGACCAUUCAGUUUUCAUCCAUGAUAAUGAUUUUAAUUCUACCGAAUGGUUAUUUUUAGAUUAUACCUUCCCCAGAAUGAGUAACGAGAGGGUUUUAUGUAAUUGUUCCGUAUUUGACUUAAAUGGAAAAUUGAUUGCAUCUAUCAAUCAAGAAGCUUUAAUCAAUUUAGAUAAAGGUCUUCUUGAUAGGACAAUUGGUGGUACUUAUAAGCUUUAA